Messenger RNA from Bactrocera neohumeralis, 877 nucleotides. Its product is annotated as protein naked cuticle homolog 2-like. The record is from RefSeq and is a predicted model, not a curated record. The transcript is spliced from 2 exons. Bases 184 to 534 code for a protein of 116 amino acids. Lineage: Eukaryota; Metazoa; Arthropoda; Insecta; Diptera; Tephritidae.
CAAAUUGCAACGUAACACAAAGCGAAGGAAAUAAAAACUAACUCGAAAACGAAAAUUUCAAAAAAAAAAAAAAACAACGCUCAUAACAAGACAAAGCAAUCGGUGUCUUUGCUAUUCGGAAUUAAGGACACUCACAGAAUUAUACUCGGGCGGCAGGAUAUAUACGAAUAAACCCCAGCAAAAAUGUUUAAAUUGUCUUUUAUUCUCUUCACACUCGUCGCCUUGGCCAACGCACGUCCUGGCUACCUGCAUGGCCAUUACCCACACAUUGACUACCCAUUGCUGCCUCACCAUCAUGAACCGUUACAUUUGACUAAACUGGUGCACAUACCGGCUGCCAUUUCACAUCAGAGCUCAACAGUUAUUCACAGCGCGCCAAUCAUUAAGCCAGUUGUGGUGCCGGUGCUGAAGACCGUCGUGCAUCCGAUUGUCAAAACAUAUCAUCCGGCGCCCAUAAUCAAGGCUUAUCACCCAUUCGCUUUGGAUCCAUACCAUCAUCACUACGAUCAUCAUGACUUUCAUCAUUACCAUUAAGCCCUGUAAAUAAUGCUUAUGACAACCGAAGCAGCUUCUUUGAAAAGUGAAGGGGAUGACUGAGAUGACGAUGAAUAUAUGUACAUACAUAUGUAUGUCUAAAAUUUGCUGGAAAUCGCGCACAAUUACCCGCAACAUGUUUGGAGAGGCUAGUAAAUUUCCAAUAACAAUUAACAAAAUUUUAUAAGGGCCAUUAUUCUUUUUUAUAUAAUACUCGUAUGCGUCUAUUUUAUACUAUAAUCACUAAUAUAUCAUGUCACAUGACCACUUCUGAUGAUUUCUAUAAUAUUUUAUGAAAUAACAAUAUCCUGUACAAAGAGCACAAAUCCGUGAGGAGGGGAGA